Messenger RNA from Porites evermanni, 599 nucleotides. The record is from the annotation of a GenBank genome assembly. NCBI's taxonomy places the organism in Eukaryota, Metazoa, Cnidaria, Anthozoa, Scleractinia, Poritidae.
AUUACUGCGAAUGACAGGGCAAGAAAUUAUCCAGAAGGUACAUUUCAUGCGGACGAUGGCCGGUUGUUUUGCUCUUUGUGUAACGUGGUGGUUGAUCACCUUCGAAAGUUUGUGGUGGACAAGCACCUGGAAGCGGCUUCACACAAGCGGAACGCAGAAAGAAAGGACAGUGGGAAGCAGCAAACUCUCAAAACAGUGAUGAACUGCAAAAUAGUGGCUCAACUAGAGAAAGUUCAUAUUAGUCACGAGUGGAUCAAAGUGUGUACCGCGGCAAACAUUCCUCUUCACAAGUCGGAUAACCCCCUGAUGAGAGAAUUUCUGCAAUCGCGUGUUGUUAAUGGUGGAGCCAUUCCCAAAUGUUCGCAGCUAUGCGACUAUUACCGUUUUGAUGUUUAUCAAACAGAAAGGGCUAAUAUGAAAGAGAUCAUCAAAAACAAAAAGUGGCACUGAUUGUAGACGAGCUGAGCGACGAUGAAGGUCGCUACGUAGUAGAUUUCACGGCUGUGUUGUUGAACUUUGACGAGCUUUCCCCCAAUGGCAAUUCUGUGGCGUAUUUGCUGGACACGCAUUUCUUAAAUGCAACUAACAAUAGGACCGUG